AGCUGCUUCUCGCUCUGACAGGUGGUCGUGCAGGGGUCUCCCCGAGGUUUGCGUCUUCACCGGGUCCCAGGGCCUGGGGGUUAGACGAGGCGCUGGACUCCUAAGUGUUCCGAAUCCUUAUGAGGAUGCUGCCCCGACGCCAGUCCUGGGCUGCUCCUUGGGAGGACUUUUAAAACCUCUGUUAUCUAAUGGUCCUGCCUGGGUUAGUUUCUACUGUUUAUGCACUCUCAUUUUGGGAGAUGUGAGGUUUGGGGAGAUGUGAGGCUUUGCAGCGAAGACCCAUUCAAGUUCACGCAGGCUUAAGUCUCUUAAUAAACUGUAGUGCGGGUAACCAAGCCGUGCAACUAUUAAGUGCUCUGUAACUGAAUUUGAAUUGAGGUUAAACCGGUUCCAGCUACCACUGACCACGUGGCCCGUGUAGUGUCCCCUUAAUGUGCUAUUGGGAACCCUAAUGGGAAGUGACAAUUGGGAGAAGAAAUAAAGGUACUUUAAGUUGUGAGAUCUAAGGAGAAUUCGGUUUUGAAGAAACAAAACUUAUUUAAAACAAAAUUUUAAACAUCUGGACAGUUAGUUUUAAAAUUGCAUUUUAUUUUAAUUUAUGACAUGCCUUCAACAGCUACUGAUUAAUAUGAUGUUGGGAAAUCGUUAUGGGGAAUUGAGAUGUUUGGUGUUUUUUGCCCCCUAGGGGUUCAAACUGUUUCCUAGAAAACCCUACGUGUUUGGGAUUGCGAUAGAGAGCAUAAUAAAGAGGGGAAUCAAGUGUUCGUUCGUUGUGGGGUGUGCUUGGAGGCUUCCUUUUUAGCCCUUUCCCACAAAUGUUUCCCUAGGACUAGUGCUUUAUUUUUAUGCAACUGUAGUUGUUCAGCAGUACUAAGCCUGACUCUGUAAGUGUACAACACUGUGCACAAAUGAAAUUAAUAACUUGAGUUUAAGAAAAUAAACAUUAUUGAGAAUUUGCCAAAAUGAAAUCUUAAGAAAUCCACCAGUGGGUGGAAAAAGUCAAAUUAGUGCUUGUCAUUCUUUGGUGGUUCUUUGUAGCUUUUUUUGAAAUAAACUUGUUCUUUUGUUCUUUCAUUAUCUACUAGUUUAGUUUUCUGGGAAUGGUAAACUUGGCACAGGUUAUUUUCUUAGCUUAAACCUGUAGAUGCUAGUUAACUUUUUGUCAUAAAGGUUUUGAUUUGUGGUGUGCUUUUCUUUGCAGAACUCUGUAUGGCUUUUCAAUUUUAGUUGAAAUUCCCUCCAUGGCCUUUUGGAGUCCCUUGGUGUGUCUCCAGAGUAAAUUUCGAUUACUCUUCAUUUCAUCAAUGUUGGAGUGGCAAGAAAAAGGAGGAACUGAUUUGGGGUGAAAAGGCAUAAACGAACUGUAAACUUCAAAAAAAUAAAAAUAAAUAAAAAAAGAAAGAAAGAAAGAAAAAGAAAAAAGUAAAGAUGGGUGAAAAGAAACCAGAGCCUUUGGACUUCGUGAAAGAUUUCCAGGAAUAUCUGACUCAACAGACUCAUCAUGUGAAUAUGAUUUCUGGAUCAGUUAGUGGGGAUAAAGAAGCAGAGGCUCUUCAGGGAGCUGGAACAGAUGGUGAUCAAAAUGGACUCGAUCACCCAUCUGUUGAAGUUUCUCUGGAUGAAAACUCAGGAAUGUUAGUAGACGGGUUUGAAAGGACCUUUGACGGGAAGCUCAAGUGUCGGUACUGCAACUAUGCCAGCAAAGGAACAGCCCGGCUUAUUGAACACAUUAGAAUCCACACAGGUGAGAAACCUCAUAGGUGUCACUUAUGUCCAUUCGCAUCUGCUUACGAGCGCCAUCUGGAAGCCCACAUGCGUUCCCAUACAGGAGAAAAACCAUACAAAUGUGAAUUAUGUUCCUUCCGCUGCAGUGAUCGAAGUAACCUGUCCCAUCAUCGAAGGCGCAAGCAUAAAAUGGUACCAAUUAAAGGUACUAGGUCUUCCUUAAGCAGCAAGAAAAUGUGGGGAGUUUUACAGAAGAAAACAAGCAAUCUGGGCUAUAGCAGAAGAGCACUAAUCAACUUAAGUCCACCUUCCAUGGUGGUUCAGAAGCCAGACUACCUUAACGACUUUACCCAUGAAAUCCCAAAUAUCCAGACCGACUCGUAUGAAAGUAUGGCAAAAACCGCACCAACGGGUGGCCUGCCAAGGGACCCACAAGAACUCAUGGUUGACAACCCUUUAAAUCAGCUCUCGACUCUGGCAGGACAGUUGUCCAGUUUACCGCCGGAGAACCAAAACCCCGCCUCCCCCGACGUAGUCCCCUGCCCCGACGAGAAGCCUUUCAUGAUGCAGCAGCCCUCUGCCCAAGCGGUCGUUGCCGCCGUGUCCGCGAGUAUUCCUCAGAGCUCCUCCCCCACGAGCCCUGAGCCUCGGCCGCCCCACAGUCAGAGGAACUACAGUCCGGUGGCAGGUCCGAGCAGCGAACCGAGUGCCCACACCAGUACCCCCAGCCUGGGGAACAGCCAGCCGAGCACUCCGGCUCCCACGCUGCCGGUCCAGGACCCUCAGCUCCUGCACCACUGCCAGCACUGUGAUAUGUACUUCGCCGACAACAUCCUUUACACUAUUCACAUGGGAUGUCAUGGGUACGAAAAUCCUUUCCAGUGUAACAUAUGUGGCUGCAAAUGUAAAAACAAGUAUGAUUUUGCCUGUCAUUUUGCAAGGGGACAACAUAAUCAACACUGAUUGAAAAUAAUCACAUUAUGCUUUCCUUGGUUUUACCUUUGUGUUUUAUAGUUUUGUUUAUUGUCGUUUUUGUUUUUCUGGGGGUGGGGUCAUUCCUAAUAAGAUGUCUGCUAAUUUAAAGUCUAUCUACAUAUUUAUAGAAUGUAAGUUUGACAGUGGAAACAAAACUUUCUCCUUUUUUUUUUUCUUCUCCCCAUAAAAAUCUGGUGAGGGUCACUUAUGUAUUAGAACAGUUAGACACAUUGGGGUCUACUUUCUCGUUUCAUUUAGACAUUUGAGAAUUGGAGUGCAGUCAUAAUCCUAACAGGUAUUCAUUUAAGUUUCCCAUAUUUAUGGUCCAUAAAAUCUUCAAAGCUUAUUGCUACUCUUGGUAUUUCAACAUACACAUUGCAGCUAGGUAAUUUCUGCCAUGAAUCAGCAUGGUAAAAUUACCACCUCUUCCAAAGUCUAUUAACAGCUUAUUUCAGUGUUUUCGGAGAGGAAUUGCCUUUAACAACACUCUUAACUGACAUGCUGUUUAGUUCACAUUGCUCAAGUUGAAGCCGCGCUUUCGUUUCAACUGAUAAUCACAGAACUACUUUGUGUAGAUUUUGUUUUCCAUAAGGGGAAAUGUAAUAGUGCAUUCCUUUCAAAUUAAAGCUAUAAAAACAUGAGGUAAAAGUUCUGAAAAGAAAUGAAACUUAAAUUGAAAAUGGGCUUAAUAUUUAAAAUACCUGUUUAUUCCAUUUCCAGUUUAAACACCUAUCUUUUUAUGCUGGUUUAUUGUAAAAGCCACAGGAAAAUACAGGAGAGUGCUAGAAAUAUAAGAGGAUUAUCUGUAAAGAUGCCUUUUUGUUUCUUUUAAUUUGAACCUUUCAUUUAAAUUCUCCAUUCUGACGUCAUUAUUGUCAGGCAAGGUUGAUAAGUAUACUGAGACUCUGUUAUUCCUUCUAUUCCUUUGAUGACCAAAGAGGUACAGUGGAAUUUAUCCAUCUCACUCCUCGGAAAUGCAGUCCUUUACACACAUGCACACGCGCGCGCGCACGCACACACACACACACACACACACACACAGAAUCUCUGAAAUGUCCAUUUCCUGCCCUCUGUCCAUUCAUCGUCCAUAAUUUCUGAGAAGAGGUGGUAUAGUAACACAUGGGAAAAUGUGGUGGUGAAGUAAUACUUAAAAAAAUGAGAACGUGUGUGCAGAGCAAAUUCUGGUUUUUCCUUCAGAAUUGGCCACUUAAAAGAUUUGCUGUGAAUUCAAGUUGUAAUG
Panthera uncia (snow leopard) is the source of this 3940-nucleotide messenger RNA. RefSeq names its product IKAROS family zinc finger 5 (gene IKZF5). Gene Ontology annotation, cellular component: nucleus. The record is from RefSeq and is a predicted model, not a curated record. The transcript has 4 exons. The coding region runs from base 1429 to 2688 and encodes 419 amino acids. Gene Ontology annotation, molecular function: DNA-binding transcription factor activity, RNA polymerase II-specific; RNA polymerase II transcription regulatory region sequence-specific DNA binding. Gene Ontology annotation, biological process: regulation of transcription by RNA polymerase II. NCBI's taxonomy places the organism in Eukaryota, Metazoa, Chordata, Mammalia, Carnivora, Felidae.